This is a messenger RNA of Megalopta genalis, 848 nucleotides long. The record is from RefSeq and is a predicted model, not a curated record. NCBI's taxonomy places the organism in Eukaryota, Metazoa, Arthropoda, Insecta, Hymenoptera, Halictidae.
AUGUAAUGAGUCGGAAAGGUUGCGCAAUAUGGUCUGUUCAUCACGCCGGUUGACGAUAGCCGGUUGAACAAACAGGAUUCAGUGAAAUUCAUUUUGUUAAAAAUAGUUGAUUAUUUGAUAUCAAUAGUGGUUCACGUUGUCGUCCUUCAUAAACAAAUGAACCAGUUCAUAAACAGAGCAAUCCUCGUCAGCGAACGUUCAUCGCUUAGUUCUCUUGUAAAGGGAUUUCGUACAUCUGCCCAAAACAUGGUUAUCGCUAUCGGUGACAAACUUCCUACAAUUGACCUUUUUGAAGAUUCACCAGCUAACAAGGUAAAUCUUGCAAAAAUUGCUUCUGGGAAAAAAAUUGUAGUUUUCGCAGUACCGGGGGCUUUUACACCAGGAUGUUCGAAGACCCAUCUUCCAGGGUAUAUACAAAAAGCUGGAGAAUUGAAAAAUAAAGGUGUUUCAGAAAUCUUUUGUAUAGCAGUUAAUGAUCCUUUUGUUAUGGCUGCUUGGGGUAAAGAACAUGGAGCAAAUGGCAAGGUAAGAAUGUUGGCAGACCCUGCAGGUGAAUUUUCAGAUGCAAUAGGGAUGUCUGUAGAUCUACCUGUAUUGGGUGGAAAACGAAGCAAAAGAUAUUCUAUGCUCCUUGAUGAUGGGCUGAUUAAAGAAUUAAAUGUUGAACCAGAUAACACAGGACUUACCUGUUCUCUAGCUGAUAAGAUGAAAGUAUAAGAAGUACAUAUAUCAAAUGUUGUGUAGUAGGUUCACCAAAAAAAAUUAUUAUGGUCUAAUACCUUAACUUAACAAAUAUGUUAUGUUUUUGUCACAUAUUAAUAAAAUAAAUAAAACACAACUUACAAUUA